Messenger RNA from Emiliania huxleyi CCMP1516, 501 nucleotides. RefSeq lists its product as hypothetical. The transcript has a single exon. Gene Ontology annotation, molecular function: phosphatidylinositol-4,5-bisphosphate phospholipase C activity. The coding region runs from base 1 to 501 and encodes 166 amino acids. Gene Ontology annotation, biological process: lipid metabolic process; phosphatidylinositol-mediated signaling. NCBI's taxonomy places the organism in Eukaryota, Haptophyta, Isochrysidales, Noelaerhabdaceae. The record is from RefSeq and is a predicted model, not a curated record.
AUGGGCAAGUGCCAGAGCAGAAGCUGCCCCCGCCGGAGCAGCUCCUCUGGCUGCGCCGGUUCUCUGCCCGAAAUACUGCGGCCGUACACGGCGGAUACUGAGCUGCGUGUCGACGUCGAGGGCUUGCGCCAGUUUCUCAAGCUCGAGCAGGGAGAGGAUGGGGAGCGGGCCGAGGCGUGGAUCGCGGAGAGAUCCUCCGACGGCGCGCUGCCGCGCCUCGACCUCCUCCUGCUGGACGAAGCCGCGAACGCCAUAUUGGAUGCGCAGGCCGCCGCCCGGGAGGACCCGCGCGACCGGGCGCUGUCAGACUACUUUAUCUCUGCGUCGCACAACACGUACUUGAGCGGGAACCAGCUCACUUCGAGCGCGUCCGUCGAGGCCCUCUCGCACGCGCUGAGGAUGGGCGUGCGCGUCAUCGAGCUCGACGUGUCGGACGGCGCCAAGGGCUCACCAAUCGUCAAGCACGGCGGUGCGCAAAGGGCGGCGAGGGUGGUGGGGUGA